Argiope bruennichi is the source of this 4216-nucleotide messenger RNA. RefSeq lists its product as uncharacterized. Gene Ontology annotation, molecular function: protein binding. The record is from RefSeq and is a predicted model, not a curated record. The coding region runs from base 188 to 3457 and encodes 1089 amino acids. The transcript is spliced from 14 exons. Gene Ontology annotation, biological process: negative regulation of actin filament polymerization. NCBI's taxonomy places the organism in Eukaryota, Metazoa, Arthropoda, Arachnida, Araneae, Araneidae. Gene Ontology annotation, cellular component: cytoskeleton; cytoplasm.
UUUUUUUACUGCUUACGAAAUAUUUGUUGUGUGAAAAGUUAAUUUUAGAGAUAAAAGUCAUGUUUGAAAUUAGAAAUUAAUAUAAUUAUGUGUUUUUUUUGGAAAUAAAGCAAGUUAUAAAACACAUUUUUAUUUCGUUGUAGGUGUUCAAUGUUACUGAAUAGGAAAACAUAUAAGAGCUGUAAUAAUGCCAGAAAAGAAAGGUAGCUCUGAAGACAAAAUGUCCUCUAGCAAAUGUUCCUGUUGUCCCUAUGGGUUUCAUAUUGAUCGGGACUUUGUCCGUUACUGUGAUUCCUUGUAUAACUCGACUCAGCUAGAAAAGUUAAGACAAAUCAAGCGAGAAAGGAGAAAAGAAAAAAAGACUGUUGAAUCCUACUUGGGGCUAGGAACUAUGCCUGAAACUAACAAAGAUACCAAAAUUCCUGUUACAGUUCCUCAAAAUUUAACAAAAUUUUCACAUAGCAUUAAUUUAUAUAAUGAUGUUCCUCGAAAUUCUUCAACGUUACCGCAUGAUAUUCAUCUACAUAAUGAUGGACUGGAUAAUGCUAUGCAGGAUUUUGAAGAUACAUGGCAGAAGAGUUUGAAAAAGAGUAGCAGCAGUAAUGAUAUAAUUUCUAAAAAAAAUGGACUUUCAACAAUUUAUUCAAAACCUAGUAAAAUUUCAUUUGAUGAUCAGAAAAUUAUAUUCUCCAGUAACAAACAGCCAUCACGUAGCAGCUCCACUAGUUCAGUCUCUUCACAGUCUACAGCUAUUUCAAGCACAAGUAUACCAGUUACAUCAGAUAUAUCAUAUAGUUUCCAUGCUUCAGAGCAAAUGACUUCAUCCAUUGAUAUGUUAAACAAAUCUCGUGUAAGUUCACCUUUCCAAACUGCUGGAAUUAAUAAAACUGUGCUUAGCAGCAUAAGGGAACGAAUGGCAUCUAGCUUACAGCGAAUGAAAGAGCUUGAAGACCAAGUAAAAACUAUCCCCAUAUUGCAGGUGAAACUAUAUGCAUUAUCUGAAGAAAAGAAAUCUUUACUUAAUCAACUCAAAGCAAAACAGGUCUGUUCUACUUCUGAAAAAUUGCCUGAAGGUGAAAAACACCUUGAGAGCCAGUUAAAGCGCUUAGAAAAUGAAGGUAUUAUGUCUCCUACUUUAAGUAGAAAAUGUCUGUCUAAUAAAUCCGGAAAGGAUGAUGUUCUGGCUUCUCCUGGUAUGGCAUCAUGGUUGGAUGCUAAUAUAACCAAGAAAAAUUACAUUGAAAAAGAAAUAAUAUCCCACUUAAAUGUUAAUGAUGUAAAAAAUAUCUCAUCACCACAAUCAAAACCUGUAAAAAAUGUAGCUACUUCAUGCUCAGUGUUAACUAGAGACAUUGGAAUUGGUUAUGUUCCUAGUAAAUACAAAUCUGUUGCUGUUGGUAGCGAUGUCUCAUUCAAUGACUUAUUAAAUUCAUUAAAAAACAAGAAAAACUUUGAUAGAUGUACAAGUAUGUCAUCUGAAUCUUUAGAAAGUGAUGCAGAAUCUCUUGCAGGGUCAGAUGAACCAUCUAGAUCCUUCUCUCAGGCAAGAUUCCGUAAAACGGUUUCUAAUAACAAUGCAUCUAACAUUCCAGUUAAAUAUUUUGUAGCUACUUCAACUAAUACUGACAUUAAGUAUUUUUGUAAUAAAUCUAUAAAUACCGAACAAUCUUUUUUCAAAUUGCCUGUAAAAGAAUCUACUGACCGAAUACUUAAGCAUAAAAGUAUCUCUGCUUUUCCUGUUGUCAGUACAAAAUUUGUGCAAACUUGUGAAAAGACAACUUUACGAAGUGUUGGCAUGCAAACAUUAGAUAUGAAAUCUAAAACCCAGGAGAUAGAUAGAAAGCAUGUUAAAACAAAAGAUGCUGGAGUUGGUGAUAUUAAUGUUAAUGACAUACACUGCUUUAAUUGUAAGAAGAUGAAAAUAUCCAUUGGUGUUGGAGAUUUCAGUUUGAAGUCUGUUGUAUGUGAUCAGUGCUCGUCUCUUCAACCCCAUUCUCGUUCUUUGGUGCGCAGUGAAAAUUGUGAAAAGUGUGUGCUUCGUCAAACAGAAACUAUUGGUGUUGGAGAUCAAGAUAUAAAUAACAUUGUAUGCCAAAACUGUGAGCAUAUAAAAUCUGAAAUAUCUAAAAAAGUAGAAAAGCAUUCAAUUAGUACAAAUACAGCUGAUGACUUUUCAAGUAACUUAAGUCUUUCAAAAAGGGAUAUAAAUAUUUGUGAUAAAUGCAGUGCUACAAUUCAAUCUGUUGCUCAAGGUUUUGCCUCUGGCACUUCUGAAUCCAAAAUUCCUAGACCUAAUCUUAAAUCACCAGGGAGUGCUGGAAAAACCAAUCACACAAAGCUUGCAAAACUUAAAAUUCAAGUUGGGAAAACACAAAAAUUGGAAAGCUCAACGACUAAAGAAGUUACUCUCAGUUCAGAGAAGAAAAUUAUAUCUUCAAAAAGUAUUGUUACAAAAUCAAACAUUGAGAAUAAAUCAUCACCUAGUGGAACAGAUCAAUCUAAAGAAUUUUCAGGACCAUCUAUGCUAACAGAUUUCAAUGAUCUUCCUGUAAUUCCUCAUAAAAAGGCAGAAUUAAGUAAAGAAGUAAAAGCUGCUUGUAAAGUUUUAAAUGAUUAUCUAUUGAAACCUGAAAGAGGAGGAGAGAAAAAGACAUUAUCAAGUUUAAGUAUCAUUCAAAAUGAGUGGUUCCGAGUUGCAAAUCAAAAGAAAGCAGACCCUCUAGUCAUUGAAGAUUAUUUGGAUGCAUUUGAAGAAUUCUCAAAGCUUUUAUUAGAAAAAGUUGUUAAUUUAGCAGAUGCUAAUGGUAACACUGCUCUUCAUUAUGCCAUUUCUUAUGGAAAUUUUGAUGUUGUGAGCAUUUUGAUUGAUUCCAAGGUCUGUGAUGUUAACAAGAAAAACAAGGCUGGAUAUACUAGCAUUAUGCUAGUUGCUCUAGCUGAUAUGAAAAAUGAUGCCCAUCAUUAUGUUGUUCAAAGAAUUUUCAGCAUUGGAGACAUAAAUAUCAAAGCAACUCAGAAUGGACAAACUGCUUUAAUGCUUGCUGUCAGCCAUGGAAAGAAAGAUAUUGUAAAAAUGCUUCUGGAAGCUGGUGCAGAAGUAAAUUUACAAGAUAAGGAUGGAUCAACAGCUCUAAUGUGUGCUGCUGAACAUGGGCACAUAGAGAUUGUUAAAAUAUUGCUUUCCCAUCCGGAAUGUGAUCCAACCAUUGUUGACAAUGAUGAAUGCAAUGCAUUAACCAUUGCAAUGGAGGCAGGACACAAAGACAUUGGCCUUUUGAUCUACACCAACAUGAACUUUUCUAGGGGUAGUUCUCCCUAUUCUACUCUAAAGUCACGAAAACGUUCGACUCCACGAUCGACACCUACUCCUAGAACUCCAACCCUGCGCUCCCCUCUUCCAAGCCCUUCUGCUAGAUCAACAAAUUCCAUUCCAUCAUCAUUCCAAUUUCCAGUUUGAGUGUGGAGUAAGAGACCAAGAGUAACACAGAGACUAAAAUAUAUUAUAGUAGCUGCAUUGUGCCAAACUUGUGAUAUAUCUUUUGAUGGAAUUUCCAAGUAUUAUCAAGAUUAUACACUAAGCAUUUAAGUCGGCAUUUAUUUUUAGAAAAUAUGCCUAUAUAUUUUUUUUAAAUGAUUGGUAUUAUUUUGAUUAAAGGUUGUUUGUAAGGAGCAUUCCAUUUUUACAAAUAAUUGUUGUUUUUUUUUUUCAAAGCAAAAGAAAAGGUAUUUUUCUAUAAACUUUUUAAUGUUGAAGCAGCUAGUUAGUAUAUCUGUCAGACGUGGCAUGUAUAUAUAAUGCUUAGUAUGAAUUUUAAAAAGGAGUAUUUUUAUUUGAGGCAGCCAGAAUAAUCUGUAUAGAUUAUCACCUUGAAAUAUUAUUAAAUCAUAGCAAAUAAAUGUGAUAAAAAAAAUGUUUUGAUACAAAAAAACAGUCAAGUACUUUAUUAUAUAAGUUUUGAUCAUAAUAAAUAAGAAUAAUAUGGUCUGAAUACAACGACUUGAUUCAAUCUUUAUUGUAUUCAAGCCUUUCUUUUUCUGUUUUCUUUUCUGGUAAACUCUUACAUUGAGUUUCUUUUAAAAGUUAUGUUGUGUGUGCAAACAAAAUUAUAAUUUUAUGCUUGUUUUGUAUAUUUGGUUAGUAUUGAAAUGGAAAAAAUGUUUAAAAUAGGACAGGGACGUAUAGCACUAGUGUUAUUUAUUAAUAGACAAUUAAUAA